UUAAGUAAAUCAAACAAAAAAGUGUGCUUUUACUUUUUGCCUUCAAAUAAAUUAAAAGUAUAUGUAAGCAAUAGCCAAAUUCCAAGCGUUACUUAAUGACUGACCAGGAAGGGCGAAUUUCGGACAUUUACUUGUCCUUACUUUCGCGACAUGUCCACAGUUAUCCAGAGGAUGGAACCCAUAAAAAUUGGGUCCUUCCGCGCAUAAUGAUUCUAUUCGACAGUGGGGAUAUGGACCAGGUUAUAGGGGCUAUAGUCUCCGAUUUGAUCCAUCCGAUUGGAAGUGGCCUGGUGGCAACCGUUUUGGUGGAGGAAUCAAUAAGGGACGAGGUGAUUAAGAAAAUCCGUGCCAAUUUAAAGCCCAUGAACGAGCGCAUUCAACACCAUCCAAAUUACUUGAAAACGGUGAAGCUUAUCGACCGCAUGAACUGCUCAACCAUUCACAUCGAGGAAUUCGAGGAGACAGAUACGAAAAAAAGAUAUGGUCGCAGGAUGAAAGGAUCGCCCAUUAUAGUUUUGGAUUUUCCCCAGUACUAUUUCGGUGAUAAGCCCACGGCUGUGAUGACCUUGAGUACUUUUCGAAAUCUCAAUGAAGUGGUAAAGCUUUAUAAGCGGGAAGGCCUGAACUUCGACUCGGUUUCUGUGUGGUCAUCGAAAUUGGCGCAGUGCUUCGAUUUGGUUACCAGACUUUCUCAGGCUUGGCAAUGGACUUUCAACUGCGUCGAUGAAUCUAUUCAAUUUCCCAAACAGCUCAAUGGAGUUGUAGUUGAGAAGAAUUUUCACUACGAGGCCCAUGUCAUUGGUGACAAAGUCAAAACUAUAGCGUUUCCCAUUUCGUAUUAA
Molecule: messenger RNA, 842 nt
Organism: Drosophila takahashii
Lineage: Eukaryota; Metazoa; Arthropoda; Insecta; Diptera; Drosophilidae
Molecular function (GO): oxidoreductase activity
Source: RefSeq, a predicted model, not a curated record